Solanum tuberosum (potato) is the source of this 2652-nucleotide messenger RNA. Its product is annotated as protease 2. The transcript is spliced from 11 exons. The coding region runs from base 15 to 2396 and encodes 793 amino acids. The record is from RefSeq and is a predicted model, not a curated record. Lineage: Eukaryota; Viridiplantae; Streptophyta; Magnoliopsida; Solanales; Solanaceae. Gene Ontology annotation, biological process: proteolysis. Gene Ontology annotation, molecular function: serine-type endopeptidase activity.
UCUCCGCCACCACCAUGCGCCACCUCUUGAGCUCUUUCCGCCACAAUCAGCUAAAUCACCGCCGUAUAACGCCGCGUAUCCAUUCCAUCUUCUGUGCAAAUUACAAGCCGCAGAAGCCUCAACCACUGCCAGCACCACCGUCUCCUCCAAAACCUCCUAAAAAGCCGGUGACUUUCACCCAUCACGGCGAGUCAUGGGAGGACCCUUACAGCUGGAUGUCACAGCUCAAUGACAAAGUAGCCAUGCGCCAUAUGGAUGUGUACAUGGAACAAGAGGAGAAAUACAUUGAAGCCGUUAUGUCCGAUACCGAACGCCUCCAGUCCAAACUUCAGUCGGAAAUGGGCUCUCGCUUGUCAAAUGAACUCUCCACACCUCCCCUUCGUUGGGGUCCUUGGUUGUACUAUAGGCGAGUGGAAGAAGGGAAGCAGUAUCCAGUGCUGUGUAGAAGGUUAGCACGGGCGAAUGAAGAUUUCAUUUCCAAUAAAUCUCCUUCAGCAGGUUUCGAUUUUACUUCGGGGAAGAGAAUUGAGCAGAAGCUUCUUGACUACAAUGAAGAAGCUGAAAGAUUUGGAGGUUAUGCAUAUGAAGAAUUAUCAGAAGUGUCCCCUGAUCACCGAUAUCUAGCAUACACAAUGUAUGAUAAGGAUAACGAUUGCUUUAAAUUGUCUGUGCGAGACUUAAAUUUCGGUUCACUAUGUAGUAAGCCCCAAGCAGAUCGGGUUUCAAACAUAGCUUGGGGGAAAGAUGGACAAGCAUUACUCUAUGUUGUCACUGAUCACUGUAAGAGGCCUUAUAGAAUCUACUGUAGUAUGAUUGGGUCUGAACAAGAUGACGUGUUGCUUAUAGAAGAGCCUAGCGAGAAUGGCUAUGUAAACAUAAGACAUACUAAGGAUUUCCAGUUUCUAACAGUACAUAUAUUCUCAACUACAUCAUCUAAGAUUUUUCUGAUAGAUGCUGCUGAUCCUUUGUCUGGUAUGAUACCUGUGUGGGAAUGUGAGGCUCAAGCCCACUGUGUUGUCGAGCAUCACCAAGGGUAUCUUUACCUAUUUACUGAUGCGGCUAAAAAUGGACAAUUAGUUGAUCACCAUUAUCUUUUACGUAGUCCAGUUAACUGCUCACUGAACAAAAGGAAGUGGGAGAAUAUAUUCAGUGAUGACUCGGAGUUCAUAAUUGAAGACGUUGAUUUCAGUGACAAGCACUUGGUGCUCAUUAUGCGGGACAAACGAAAUUUUAGACUUUGUCCCAUUUCUCUUCCUCUGCCAAUUAUGAAGGAAGAGAUUAAGCUCAAAGAGAUCAGUCCACAGUCUUUGCCUCUUCCAAAGAAUGUCUCUCAAAUUAAGCCUGGAACUAAUUAUGACUUCUACUCCUCAACAAUGCGAUUCACAAUAUCAUCCCCUUUGAUGCCUGAUGCAGUUGUCGAUUAUGACUUAUCAAAUGGAAAAUGGAACAUAGUACAGCAGCAAAACUUGCUUCAUGAAAGAACAAAAGUGUUGUACGGAACAUCAUCUUCAGCUAGUUUUAUUCAGAGUGCGAGGAAUUCAGGCUCUAAUAACGAAGUCAAUCCUGAAAAUCAUUCUACAUGGAAUGAUCUUUCUGAGUUCUAUGCCUGUGAAGUUCACAAUGUCAUGUCUUAUGAUGGGAUUAUUGUUCCUUUGACUGUUGUCUAUUCUCCAAAGAGGAAAAAGCAAGCUGAGAAUCCUGGAUUACUUCAUGGACAUGGAGCUUAUGGAGAGAUACUGGACAAACGAUGGCGCAGUGAGUUAAAAAGCCUUCUCGAUCGUGGUUGGGUAAUUGCAUAUGCUGAUGUCAGAGGUGGAGGAGGUGGGGGGAAAAAGUGGCACCAUGAUGGCAGGCGGACAAAGAAGAUCAAUUCCAUUUAUGAUUACAUAUCCUGUGCUAAAUUCCUAAUUGAGAGGGAAAUUGUGCAAGAUAACAAGCUCGCUGGGUGGGGUUACAGUGCUGGGGGGCUAUUGGUGGCUUCAGCUAUAAAUUCUUGCCCAAGUCUAUUGCGGGCAGCAGUUUUGGAGGUACCAUUUUUGGAUCCAACAAACACUCUCCUCAAUCCAAUCUUACCGCUUACACCUGCUGACUAUGAUGAGUUUGGGUACCCCGGGGACAUUACUGACUUUCAGGCAAUCCGCAAAUAUUCACCUUACAAUAACAUUCAAAAAGAUAUUUUAUAUCCAGCUAUUCUGGUGACAUCUUCAUUCAACACACGGUUUGGAGUGUGGGAAGCUGCAAAAUAUGUUGCUCGGGUGCGUGAAUGUUCCAUCUAUGAUCCUAAACAUCCAGUAUUACUUAAUUUGACAGCUGAUAUAGUUGAAGAAAAUCGAUACCUGCACUGCAAGGAGUCAGCGCUGGAGACAGCUUUCCUUAUUAAGAUGAUGGAAUCAUAGCUAUUUUCGCUCUGUUUAUUAAUUUCAUGUAUUGUAGAAAAGUUUAUGUACCAUGUGAUCUCAAACUUAUUUUUUCACCUUCCAUAUGAAGCCAGAUUGUAGUAAGCAGUUAACGAAUAUUCCUACUAAUCUUGCCCUUUACAGCAAAGGUGUUCUCCAUGAGGAGAAUCUCCUUUAGUCUUUACUUGCCACAUUCUUGUCCAACUUAUUAGAGUUGUUGUUAUUGAAAAGCGCGGUGGCUCUUGUUUUUGAUGAA